Babesia ovata is the source of this 816-nucleotide messenger RNA. Its product is annotated as Paf1 RNA polymerase II complex component LEO1. Lineage: Eukaryota; Apicomplexa; Aconoidasida; Piroplasmida; Babesiidae. Bases 1 to 816 code for a protein of 271 amino acids. The record is from RefSeq and is a predicted model, not a curated record. Gene Ontology annotation, cellular component: Cdc73/Paf1 complex. The transcript has a single exon. Gene Ontology annotation, biological process: transcription elongation by RNA polymerase II.
AUGAUUGACGACGAUUUGGAGCACGGCCUCUUCGAGGAUUCCGAGGAGUCUUCUGUGGAAGACAACACGGCGCCGUAUCUCACCACCAUCGAGGAUCCGCCCACUCAGGAGCUUGAAGCGCCAGGGGCAGAGACCGGUUCAGAGCCCGAACUUGAACCGGAACCGGUUACUCAAAGGGUGGUUAACAAGACAAUCCCGUCUUCCGCUUAUCCCGUGCGAGACCACCAUCUGGUAAUUUGCAAAUUCCCCCUCGCCGUCUCAAUGGCCGCAUCUCCCUUCACCGAGAUUGAGGAGCGACAAAGGCUGCGCCAAAACCCGACGUUGCUGGAGGAGCCGCAAAGCGGCGAGAACACUGCGAUGAUGCGCUGGCGCUUCGGGCAAACUAUCGAGGGCGACUCCGAGCCGUUUGGCGUCCUGGAGACAAACACCCACUUCGUGGAGUGGGACGACGGCACCUUCACACUGUUUGUUGGCAAGACUCCCUUCAACGUCGACUACCGCAGCGAAACCGUGUUCUUGUUGGAGGACUCGCGUCCUGACCUGAAGCCGGUGCACGCGGUGAUCACCGACAGGCUGCAGAUGAAGUUCUCCAACAUCUUGAAGAACAAAUUCACCCGCUCCAAAGAGGUGGGAGCCAAGCGCCAGCGUAUGACUCUGACAUCCAUCGCCGAUGCGGUCUCUUCCAAGAUAUCGCUUCAGCGCCAUCGCAUUACGGUCAGGGAGAACGAGCGUUUCCGCCGCCUCCAGCAGUCCGCCACUUACGGGCCGCGCGGAUUGACCCGUCAAUUUUUGGAAAGUGACAGCGACUCGCAGUGA